AUGGGAGGAGGAGUGGCGGCCUGCAUUUUUGGGGGGCCACCCAACGCAUCUUCCCGCGCCGCCUCGUUUCCCCCCCAGCCAGACCCCAAUGUAAGCGGCCGUUUUCUGCUGCUGCGGCCGCCAGGGAACGAUUCCACCGGGGCUGCUCAUGCGAGGCGUGCGCGUGUUUUAUUUUCGCAUCCUUUUUUGGCGACCGCUGUGUGGCCCUUCGGUGAACGCGCUGUAGACCACUCCUCAGAGAGGGCGGUGCGGCCAGCACUGGGAGAAUCGUGGGCGACGCGACACUGGGAUUUUUUGGGGGCUUGGAACGAGCGCGGAAAGGUGCGUCUGCGAUGGGCGUCGGACUGCGCGACGCACGCUGCUGGCUGGGAUUCAGGAAUUCAAAAGAGAACGGAAAAAAAUAAAUAA
Molecule: messenger RNA, 408 nt
Organism: Trypanosoma rangeli
Lineage: Eukaryota; Euglenozoa; Kinetoplastea; Trypanosomatida; Trypanosomatidae
Exons: 1
Coding region: 1-408 (135 amino acids)
Source: RefSeq, a predicted model, not a curated record